This is a messenger RNA of Culex quinquefasciatus (southern house mosquito), 1279 nucleotides long. RefSeq names its product flap endonuclease 1 (gene Fen1). Gene Ontology annotation, cellular component: nucleus. The transcript is spliced from 2 exons. The record is from RefSeq and is a predicted model, not a curated record. NCBI's taxonomy places the organism in Eukaryota, Metazoa, Arthropoda, Insecta, Diptera, Culicidae. The coding region runs from base 45 to 1193 and encodes 382 amino acids. Gene Ontology annotation, molecular function: 5'-flap endonuclease activity; magnesium ion binding; RNA-DNA hybrid ribonuclease activity.
AUAAUUGUUUUCAAUAGUUACGUUUGUUACUUCGAUCUCUCGCCAUGGGAAUUAAGGGACUGUCCCAGCUGAUUGCCGACGUGGCCCCGUUCGCGGUCAAGGAGGGCGAAAUCAAAAACUUUUUCGGACGAAAAGUGGCCAUCGAUGCCUCUAUGUGCUUGUACCAGUUCCUGAUUGCGGUGCGCGCCGAGGGCGCCCAGCUGACGUCGGUGGACGGGGAGACCACUUCCCACCUGAUGGGGACGUUCUACCGGACGAUCCGGCUGCUGGAGAACGGCAUCAAGCCGGUGUACGUGUUCGACGGAAAGCCCCCGGAUAUGAAGUCUGGGGAGCUGUCGAAACGUGCGGAGAAGCGGGACGAGGCGCAGAAGGCGCUGGACCGGGCGACUGAAGCGGGAGCCACGGAGGACAUUGAAAAGUUCAACCGGCGGUUGGUGAAGGUCACGAAGCAGCACUCGAACGAGGCCAAAGAGUUGCUGAAGCUGAUGGGAGUUCCGUACGUGGAUGCGCCGUGUGAGGCCGAGGCGCAGUGCGCGGCGUUGGUCAAGAGUGGUAAGAUCUACGCUACGGCGACCGAGGAUAUGGACGCGUUGACGUUCGGUUCUAGCAUUCUGCUGCGGCACUUGACCUUCAGCGAGGCCAGGAAGAUGCCGGUGCAGGAGUUCAACUAUGAGAAGAUCUUGAAGGGAUUUGAGUUAAGCCGGGACGAGUUCAUUGACCUUUGCAUUAUGUUAGGUUGUGACUAUUGCGAAACAAUACGAGGUAUUGGUCCGAAGAAGGCAAUUGAGCUUAUAAACAAGCACCGCUCGAUCGAGAAGAUCCUGGAGAACAUCGACACGAAGAAGUACAUCGUUCCGGAAGGUUGGAAUUACAAACAAGCCCGCGAACUGUUCAUAACGCCGGACGUAACCGACCCCGAGCAGAUCGAGCUCAAGUGGGGCGAACCGGACGAGGAGGGUCUGGUCAAGUUCCUGUGCGGAGAUCGGCAGUUCAACGAGGAUCGUAUUCGCGCUGGUGCGAAAAAGAUCCUGAAAACCAAAUCAACCGCCACGCAAGGCCGACUGGACUCGUUCUUCAAGGUGCUCCCGUCAACGCCGUCCUCCAGCCAGAAGCGGAAGCCCGAGGACAAAAAGACUCCGGCCGCGAAGAAGGCCAAAACGUCCGGCGGCAAGCCGGGCCGUAAGCCCAAAUAAAACUACCUCUUAAGUGUCGCUCGUAAUAUUGUAUAUUUUCCAAACUCACUUUUGUUUUCUCAAAUAAACUGACCAUUGUCUCGAAA